This is a messenger RNA of Dujonia railenensis, 6531 nucleotides long. Lineage: Eukaryota; Fungi; Ascomycota; Pichiomycetes; Serinales; Debaryomycetaceae. The record is from the annotation of a GenBank genome assembly.
AUGGAUUACCAAAAAUUGUCGAAAUCCCUUUCCCUGGGUGAUAACUUUUCCUCUCUUUAUUCUCUUUUAACCCAAUUAAACCUUAGAUUGGAACUAAACCAUGGAAAUCAAAGCGAUAAAGGGACUCCUUCCGAUGCUGAGGGUUCCAGCGAAUCCGCUAGUUACACAGAAGAAGUGGAUGUUACCCUUGCCCUAGACCAACUUAUCGAAUUGAUUGAAAAGUUCACAAAAGAGAAACCGGGAGCUAAGAAUGGGAAGUCAAGCAAUACCCAAGACUCCUCUUCAGCAGAAACUGGAGUAGCCACUCCAUCUCUCGCUUGUUUCAAACUCAUAUCAAGAAACUUAGUGUUAACUUUACAAUUGCUUCCAAGCAAAGUCUAUGACUUUACAAACAAGUUGCUUGGUGGAAUAAGUGAAAACAGCUCUAACCCAACUCAAUUCAGAAUAAAUACGCUAGUUUUAAUAGACUUGUUUCUGCAUUUUCCUACUUCAUUGGGUUCCUUGAAUAACUUCGCUGUCACACAAAUAUAUAAGUUUCUCAAGAAGCAGCCAUUGGAUGAUGCUAACAUUGUGUUCUUGUUGGCUACCAUUUGUGAAAAUGCCACCAAGUUGGAUUUAGACGAUAAAUUUCAGCAAAAGCUCUUGAAAAUUGCUCAAAAGAGUGUGUUCGUGGACAUUGAAAGAGACAUGGGGGCUGAAGAAACGAAUACUAGUAACGGUAAUACUUUGCUAUUGAAGAAGAACUAUUUUCUUGUGCUACAAAAUGUAUUGAUUUUAUCUGUUUCUACCCAUUACGAGCAUUUAUUGUCGGCUUCUGCUGCCGUAUCAACUUCUUCUUCUUCUUCUAAGUUGAAGCCUGAAGCUUUAAUGAGUCAACAAAAUACAUUUCAAGUUUCCCUUUUAACUGCUUACGAAAAGGUUAUUAAUUAUGGGUUCACAAAUUGUGAAAAGGAAAUAAGGUUAGUUACAGUAGAGCUUGUUGCUAACUUGUUAAUUAACUUUGUCCCCACCGGAAAACUUAACCCUAUUGAAUAUUUAAUUAGCGUUCAGUAUAACUUCCCAAGCUUGAGUAAUUACGAUCUGCAAUUGACAAGAGAAGUGGACGAUUCACAUGAAAUAAUUGAAGAAAAGAAACCUCGUAAUAAUUCUAUUCAAUCCCAUGACUCAAAUUCAGCUAUUAACUCAAUAACGAAUCUAUUAUUGAGUGAAUCGUCAACCAUUGAAGCUUUGAUCAUGUACAUUCAAUUGGAACAGGUGCAAAAUUUAGACUAUCUUUCACAGAAUUUAAUUCAAAUAAUGGAAAUAAUAUUAGUCAAAUUUGGUGAAUUGAACGUAACAACUAACCACAUCCAAAGUCAACAAUGGAAUAAAGUUAUAAGACAAUGGGAAGUAUUGAUAAACUGGAUGAUCAAAGAGUGUGGUGAAAGUUGCCACGAUAUGUUGAUGAACUAUGUCUAUGAAAAAUUCCACGAACAUAACAAGUCACAGGAUUACUCGUUGGGCGAUAUGGCAUCAACGCUGGCUCUCUUGAAGUCAAAGAAAAGAGAGAGUGGUAUUUUUGGAGGAUUUAAAGGUAAAAGCAGUAAAUCUAAAGAAAAGGAGUCUAAAAUAAGAGAAAUAUCUCCUUAUAAGAAUAGCUACCAGUGCUAUUUCUUAUUGAGAAUCGUUGACCAGCUUAUUCCCUUAGGUAUAAGUGGAAUCAAGGAAGAUGAAGCUGAUGAACAGAGUAAUGAAAAGACAGUAGUUUCAACAUCUGGUGCCAAUGAUGCAAAUACCGACGCGUCUGGUGAUCUUAGUAGUGUUUCACACUCGACUUCGUUCAUCAGAGAAAUUCUUUUCAAGCUUAUUAUCAAUAACAACCCUUACAUUAGGACAUAUUCGCUUAAGACUCUACUUGUGUACUCAAAACACCACGCAGUGGAAGUCAAUCAAUUGAUAUUGAAAACCUUCAAAUACAUCAAUAGCGAAUUCAAGAAAAAGCAGUCGACCCACACGGCUUCAACUACAACUACUACUGCGUCUAACUUGGAAAAUACCUCAUCAACUUCUUCUACUCGACUUAUUCAAUACUCACUUACACUUUCUGCUCUCAUUAAAAAUGCCUCAUAUACUUCACUACAAACUUCCACUAUUAUUAAAAUUUUGAGUUUUUGCACUCAAAAUUUGAAGCAGCAAUCAUCCGGUGACUCUUAUAUGAAGAGUUCUUGUUGGAUUAUCCUUACUGCGUUAGUCACGAUAUAUAAUCAUAGCGAAUUUGUUAAGUUAAACAGUUCUCAGUUUUUGGUGUUUUGGAAAGGCUUAUUAACUUCCCAGUAUCUUGGAGGGCUGGAAAUCGAUGACGUUUUAGACAAUUUAAGAAUAAGGAAUUUUUCAUUGUCUUGUUUGCUCAAUUAUUUAAACACUGUUGAAUUGACACCGGAAACAUUAAAGCAAUUCCAACUAUUGUUGGCUAAAUCUUAUAACUAUAUAACAUACUUGGAAAAUAUGUUCGAAACAGUUGGACAAGUGACGACUUUUAAUAAUCAAGUAUUCAACGAGCAUGAUUAUAAUAUUAACUUGGUGAACAAUAUUCAAUAUGCGAGUGAAAAACAACAAGAAAUAGGAAACGAAAAGAUGAUGAUAAGUCUAAUCUUGUACCACAAGAAAAUAUUGUUACAAUCGUAUAAGAUAAUUGGUGGGUAUUUGAAGAAUGAUAUCAAUAGUAAUAUGGUAAUCUUUUUGUUGAAGUUACUCAGCGAUGGCAAGAUCUUCUGUAGAACCAAUGGUACUGGAGAAUUUGUGAAGGAGAAAGGGAAAAAAAAAGGAGUUGUUACAGUUAACGACUGGGACUCUAAUGAUUGGCUAGUCUAUGAAGCUGAAAAUUAUGAGUUUGGUGUUUGUAGUAGAUUAGACUUUGGCAAGGUACCCGAGGCCAAUGUGCAAAAUGACGAAAAUGACAUUUUGUAUGUUGAUCCCUUUGAGCCUGUGGGGGCGAAUGGAACUAAUUGGUCGGACUACUUUGAACGUAUUACAUUUUCUAAUGUAACAACUUCAAGCACAUUCGACCCGAAUAUUUUCCUUAUUCCAAAUUUGGAGUCUACGACUCUCGUUACUUCACUUAUUGAUCUUUCCAUUGAUCUUUUCCAGAUUAUUUUCCCACAUUUACCACUCAAAAUCCAAAUGUCAUUAUUGGAGCAAAUGAGAAACUCGUUGACAAAUAAAUCCAUUGAUCCCUUCAGAUUGAAAGCCAUCAGUAUCAAUAUCUCUGUUGUUAUCCAUGGGUUGUCUGUAACCAAAAACAAUAAAGUCAAGUUAGACAAGCAAAUUACCAAUACUUUAUUGGAUAUCCUAUCGCUAAUUAAAAGCAAUAAGAAACUCAUUUUGCUUAACUCUGAAUCAGUAGGCAAUUUGUCAAAGGAAGAACCAAACGUUCAAGUACAGAAGUGUAUUGAUGAAAUAGUCAAUACUUUAGAACCAAUUAAGCGUGGUGAAGCAGUUCUCAAGCUUGCAUAUAUCUACAGACUGACUUCUUCUGGAUUUGUUGAGAUUUAUGACGUUUUGAAGCAAUUAUUGAAUGACCCAAAUCCGAUUGUUUAUCAUUACACUUUGGAAAGUUGUUGUGAAAUUUUUGAAAAAAUUACUACUUUUACACACUUAGAACCAAUGUUGGAUCAAAUAUUUAGUAAUUAUUUGUUAUCAGACUCAUUUGGCUACGAAAUUCAUAGUAAAGUUCUAAUUGGAUCCAAGUGCAAAUACCCUUCUUUGGGGCCCAUGACCAAGUUACUAAAGAUUAUGAUAUCACUGUUGGGGCCAAACUUGAGAGAAUCUAGCGAGUUAGGAAUCAGGACUAAAAUCAGAGAUUUGAUAGUUUCUUUAAGCAUUGGAGUUGGGACAGGUACAAUUACAGAUUCAUUUGAAGUAUCUAAACACCUCAUUUUGAUGUUCCAAGAAUUGAUCAUUUUUGAUCCCAAUUUGAUCGAAGGAGAAUUAGAAUUUAUUUCUAAAUUUUUGAAUCUUGUUAUCUCCAAAAAUUUGAAACUUGGGCUUUGCUCCACGUCUCCAACAACGACAAAUACUGAAAGUUUGUUCCCAUUUAACUCAUCUUUUGAAUUGUAUAAGCUUGCAUAUUCGUGUUAUUGCGAAUUAAUCAAGAUCCUUGGUCCUAAAAAGGUGCUCGACAAAGAUUUGAUAAAUUUACUAUGGAUAUCGAUGAAUUUGAAACCUUGCGAGGAAUUGAAAGAAACCAUUAGAUUCUGGAUGCAAUCAACUAUUGAUGAAAAUAAUUGGUUUUCUACUCUAAGUGGAAUCUUUAAGUUCAGUUCAAAAAAGUUAGUACUGCAAUUCAUGGCACUAAAUUAUCAACAGAAAUUGUUGCCAUUGCUGCAAAGGCAAAAGAAGAAGGCUGCUGCUGCUUCUGGUGGGGCAACUGGUGGAGUUCCAACAAUAUUCAAUGAUGAAGAAAGUCAAAACAUAGUUAAUGAAGAAGCUACUGAAACUCUCAAAAAUGAACCAAUUACUUGGGAAUUCAAACUAUUCAUUUUUGAAUUACUCAAUGAGUUAUUAGUACUGGCUGCAAGAAAUUCUAAUAUCAAAUUUCAACUUAAAUCUAAAAUCCUGGACAUCGUAAAUAUUUCAUUUUUGGGAAGUACUUCACCUGUUAAUACUAUUAGAAAGCAAGGAAUCAAUCUCUUGGACAAGGCUUUGGGCUUAUUUGGUGACAUUCCAGAUCCGCUUUAUCCAUCUGUAUCCAUUCUAGAGCAACAGCAAGCGCAAAUUAUUAGUGCAUUAAUGCCCUGCUUCCUGAGUGAGUGUGAUGCAGAUUUACUUAUUGAAACAAUCAAUAUUCUGAGUAAGUUUAUUAAUCUACCAAGAAUCAAGUUUUAUUCUAAGCAAAGAAUUUUGAAAACGUUAAUUGAUUUAUUGGAAGAGCUAUCGUCUAAUAAGUUUUUAAGGUUUGAUUACUUAGAAAACUUGUCAGAAUUCAAUAAAAAAUCAAUUCAAUUAGCGAUAUUAAAUUGUUGGGCAAUUCUAAGGAUUGACAUAGAAGAUGAAAUAGAUGAUGGAACGGAAGAGCUUGCAGGCACUUUAAAGAAAUAUUCUAAGCUACUUACAUCAUUGUGGAUUGUUGUGUUGAGAGAAUUUUCAACUGUCAAAUACAAUGAACCGAAUCUGUUGGAAGUAUCUAUUUACAGUAACUACUGGAUUAAUUUUAUUUCAGUGUUAAGUUUAGAGAUGGAAGAUCCAGAUUCGUACGUUCAUGAGUCUUUAGGUAAUAAUUCUGAAGAUAGUAGCAACUUCUUUUUCAUCCUUUUCAGUCAAUGCGUUGAAACUUUAGUAAAGGGUGGGCAAGCUGAUUACGGAGAAGUAUUGCAUACUAUUAAUAGAUUGGUUAAUCUGAGUAAUGCAUUAGUCACGCAAUACAUUUUCAAUGAAGAAAUUUUUGGUGAAUUAGUUGAUUUAUUCGAUAGAUUAAUUCUCAUUGAUGAAAAUCCUGAAGUCCAAUGUCAGUUGAUCGAAAUUUUAAAUUCCAUUUUCAAAGUAUAUGUGCCAAGAAUCGACAGUUUUGAUACAGGUAAAGAAAGUUUUGAGAAGUUAUUCGAAAUUAUUAGAGUUGCGAUGUUACCAAUUUUCAAGAUCUUACCAUUCUUAAGAUCUGAUUAUGAUGAAUCCUUGGAAUCCAUAUCUACAUUAAACCAUGCUGACAGUGCACCAAAUUUGAUUAUAUUGAAAAAAUGUUUUGCUAGUAUCGUCGAGAUGAUGAGUAAAUUUCCAGACACGUUAAGAGUUGAUUUAUACUCAUGUCUUUUAUUCAUGUUUACAAAGAUAUAUCAAUUUGACAACCAAUUACUUAUUAGUACCAUUUUACCACAUCUCAAGCAAGUAUUGACCGAACUGAAGACUGGUAAGGACGUUGAUUUAAUUACUCCAUUCAGCGACUUGGUGCAGAGCUACUACACUAUUUCUAAAGCUAAUAUUAACUCUGUACUUACUACUAUGAUUCUUCUUACUAGUGGAGACGUGCAGUUGAGUUCAGAGAAUAAUGAAAAGCUAGGAACCACUUUAAUUGAAAUGUUGGAAGUUGGAUCAAAUAAUGCAUCUAUGGCAAUCCAAUGUAUUAAGACCUUGAUUCAAUACUCAACUAAAAGUCAAGUGGUUAAAUAUUUAGUGAAGAAUCUUAUUGAAUUAUUAGUCAGUGGUGAUGGCGAAGUUGACUCUAAGAUUGCUAUGGAGAUCUUAUUUACUUUUGCAAAGCAUUAUGAAGCCAACAAUAGAGAAGAAGGUGCAUCUGUUCAAAUAUUUAGUGUUUUGGUGCUGUUAUUGCUCAUUCAGUUGCAGAACAAGCAAUUAACUAAUGAAUACGUACAUGGGAAGAUAGUAGCUUUGGCUGAACAAAACCCUGUCUCAUUCAAGACCGUUGUUAAAAAUGUAUUGACCAACCAGCAAAGAGUUAGAAUUGAACAGAUAAUUAAGUCUCCAAGACAUACCGAGAAUGAAGCUGUGGAGAAUGAAAAGGAUGAGCAACAAAUACAAUUAAAGACAUUCGGCAGUUAG